UAAUCCUGAAUUACAUGCAAGAAUUGUCAACGAAGAUAGAUUGGCUGCACAUUAAGAUUUCUCAAACUUUGAACGAAUUGUUCCCCAAUAAUGACGCUUUUGAUCAGCCUGAAGGAUUUCCCUCCUUGCCAUUGGAAACUGAGGAAUCUUUUGUAAACUUUGAUGAACAAUUAAAUAAUAAAGUAUUAUAUGGUCAAAUGCUCAAUUACCUGUUACAAAAAGGAAAGGAAGAAACAACCUCUAUUUACACUUAUUCUAUUUUGUCGACUCUACUUAGGAACAACGUAGCACGACUCAUUAGUUGGAAAGGUUCUGGAGGAGUCAAGCUCAGUUUUCAAAAAUCCAAAGUGAAAAAUCUAAUAGAAGGUGUUUGUUUCAAGAAGUUUCCUAAGGUGCAGGUUUCCGUAUUUGAAGACCAUAUAAAACGAUGGUUUAACACUUCUAUGCAGCGAUCAGACUAAUUGGAUCUUUUGAUGGGGAUUAAUUGUAUUCCGACUUUAACACAUAAAUUCUACUUUUUUUUAUUUGUCACUUUUUGUCUUAGUUUAA
Molecule: messenger RNA, 549 nt
Organism: Nylanderia fulva
Lineage: Eukaryota; Metazoa; Arthropoda; Insecta; Hymenoptera; Formicidae
Source: RefSeq, a predicted model, not a curated record